Messenger RNA from Salvelinus fontinalis (brook trout), 3912 nucleotides. Its product is annotated as protein shisa-2. Lineage: Eukaryota; Metazoa; Chordata; Actinopteri; Salmoniformes; Salmonidae. The record is from RefSeq and is a predicted model, not a curated record. The transcript has 2 exons. The coding region runs from base 1163 to 2059 and encodes 298 amino acids.
UUGUAUGCACAAAAUUCCAUUUAAUGUGAUAAUGUAUGAGUGCCGGCCGGCCAGCAGACAGUGCGUGCGCUCUUACAUUGUGCGCGCAGGGUUCCCAAGGGGGCACCCACACCCAAUGCCGCACGGGGGCUAACCUCAGAAAGCGGAGGGGCUCCUCGGAACCGUACGCAGUGAGACUUCUUCACACUGACAACUGGCUGAGCUGAGCGCUGAAAAGUCUAGAAAAAUGUCAGUAACCAAUGCGCAAGCGCAUGGCUGAACUAGUAGCCCACCUCUCAUUCGAGGCACUCUCGCCAUAGAUGGACUAGGAGUGAGAGCCUGGGCGGCAAUACUGUAUGAAUGGGUGAAAAGUUUACAUCUCUUGUACGUCUCUUUAUGGCGUAGCCUAUCCUUAAUGAGCACCAGAGACUGUGACUGCCAUGCUCUAUUCGAUUUUAGUCUCAUGGUCUAGUUUCCAAAAUUUGAGUCUACUGUAGAACAGUCUUGAGAAGAUAACCUCAUGACACAUUAGAAGAGGAUAAAAAACUAAUUGCUGGGCUGGUGGACUGGACAGAGGGACAGGGGGAGAAUCCGUGAGAAUACUCGCAUGGCACGUAUGGAUUACAUGUAAGGCCAGUGUUGGUUUCGCUGCAUCUCUGGGGGAAAGUCAUCCGAGAAGCGUAUUUUCAGGAGACCAUGGACAGCCUCGCUUCCAUGCCAGAGGGAUUCCGCUCAGCCUGGAUUGAUGUUGGAUUUACCCGGGGCUCCGAGAGCUCACAGCCGUGAAAUUGAGAGUGAAAGACGCGCUAUGAAAUAAUAGGCUAUUUGUAAGAUUGGUGCCAAAUGUAGGCUAUUUAUGUUCUGGAUAUUUGAUAAUGUUUUAUUUUCUCAACAAGCGUUACUAACGCUACUUGGAAUCUUGUGAUCAACUUCAAACAGAGAACACUUUUAAAAGGAGCGCUUUGGUGACAAAUUUGUGGAUCUAUUGAAUUAGGCUGUAGGAUUACCCACUGAAUUCCACUGUCAAAUGAUAGUUUCAAAGUCGUUCGUUUUGUUUCCAUUUUGUUGCCUCGCAAUUUCAUUUAAUUCAUUCACCGUAUCACUUUGUUAACCAGGUUCGAGCCUGAGAGUAAGAGAAAGAAAGCCUCUGUCUCAUAGCGCGCCCAGUGUGCACACGGGCACCAUGGUCGGGAUGUGGGGUGGCGGAGGUCUCCCAAUGUCUGUCACCGUGGUUGUGACUCUGCUCCUGGCUAUUAUUGACGUGAAGGCGAGUGGGGAGUACUGUCACGGUUGGCAUGACACCCAGGGCACAUGGAGAGAGGGCUUCCAGUGUCCGGAGAAGUUCGAUGCUGAGGAUGCCAUCAUCUGCUGCGGGAAAUGCGAGCUGCGGUACUGUUGCUCCAGGAAUGAAGCACGGCUGGACCAGGGGACUUGUGACAACGACAAGCAAGCCCAGCAACCGGGCACCGACAGCAAAGAGAACAAGGAGACGGGCGCAGUACCCAUCUACGUUCCCUUCCUGAUCGUGGGCUCUGUGUUCGUGGCUUUCGUCCUGGUGGGUUCCGUGGUUGCUGUUUGUUGUUGCCACUGUCUCCGCCCCAAACAGGAACUGUCGUCAGGGGGCGGGGGAGGAGGCGGGUCUGGUGGCGGCCGUCUCCUGGAGACCAUUCCCAUGAUGGCUAGCGUGGGCACGUCUCGCGGUUCCUCUUCCCGCCAAUCAAGCACGGCCACCUCGUCCAGUUCCUCUGCCCCUCCUGCCCAGGUGCCUCGCCCGGCCCCUCAGCCCAUGAUGCGUGCCCAGGCCUCCUGCUGUCUCCCUCCAGACGCCAGUGUCUUCGUCAACAUGCCGACCAACUUCUCCGUGCUCAACUGCCAGCAGGCCACCCAGAUCAUGCCCCACCAGGGACAGUUCAUCCACCCCCAGUACAUCGGCUAUGCCACCCACCACAUGUCCCCACCCCAGGGGGUCUACUUGGACCCCACCCAGGGGGGCUACAGACAGCUGCAGUCCCCCUACCCCCCACCCACCAGUGUGGCCAGUGUCACCAGCGAGCAGAAGUACCCUCCAGUAACAGUUUAAGCCAUUUUGGGGACUGUGUGUAACAGACUUUGUGAGGGCUAUGUGCCUUAUGGGAACUGUGUGAGAAACCUUAUGGGGACUGUGUGAGAAACCUUAUGGGGACUGUGUGAGAAACCUUAUGGGGACUGCAUGAGAAACCUUAUGGGGACUGCGUGAGAAACCUUAUGGGGACUGUGUGAGAAACCUCAUGGGGACUGUAUGAGAAACCUUAUGGGGACUGCAUGAGAAACCUUAUGGGGACUGCGUGAGAAACCUUAUGGGGACUGUGUGAGAAACCUCAUGGGGACUGUAUGAGAAACCUUAUGGGGACUGUAUGAGAAACCUUAUGGGGACUGUAUGAGAAACCUUAUGGGGACUGUAUGAGAAACCUUAUGGGGACUGUAUGAGAAACCUUAUGGGGACUGUGUGAGAAACCUUAUGGGGACUGCAUUAGAAACCUUAUGGGGACUGUAUGAGAAACCUUAUGGGGACUGUAUGAGAAACCUUAUGGGGACUGUGUGAGAAACCUCAUGGGGACUGUGUGAGAAACCUCAUGGGGACUGUAUGAGAAACCUUAUGGGGACUGUAUGAGAAACCUUAUGGGGACUGUAUGAGAAACCUUAUGGGGACUGCAUUAGAAACCUUAUGGGGACUGUAUGAGAAACCUUAUGGGGACUGUAUGAGAAACCUUAUGGGGACUGUAUGAGAAACCUUAUGGGGACUGUAUGAGAAACCUUAUGGGGACUGUGUGAGAAACCUUAUGGGGACUGUAUGAGAAACCUUAUGGGGACUGCAUUAGAAACCUUAUGGGGACUGCAUUAGAAACCUUAUGGGGACAUUGGGAGCUCGCCAGCUUGGAGAGAGAAUGAUAUGGACUCAGGCUCACACAGAGGACUCGUAAAACCCAAGCUGGGAUCUGUGCCUGACCAGCCACAGUGUGUUGCAUGUGUCUGUCCUACAUGUGUGUGAUAUGUAAAGGUUUGGCAGAUUUGCCUCAGGGUAAUGAUUGUGAGUGAGCUGACCUCACCCCAAGAUGGAGGCAGGGGUAUGUCUGUCUGGUUGUCCUCAUUUGGCAACACAUAGAGGGGUGAUGCUGCCCACCAGGGCCAAUGACUCGCAGCAGAGUGUGUGGGUUUAACGUCUUGAAGUUUGUCAGUGUAGCCUUUGUUGUAUGUGUUUGUAAAUGAGUGAAUGUGUGUAUGUACAGUACGAGUGAGGGUGCUGUGACCAGUGUGGCUAUGUGUGUAUGUACAGUACGAGUGAGGGUGCUGUGACCAGUGUGGCUAUGUGUGUACAUGACUAUAUGUACAGAAUGUGAUGUGUGUGUGUUACUGUAAGUAUAUGUGUGUGUGUGUGUGUUACUGUAAGUAUAUGUGUGUGUGUGUGUGUUGCUGUAAGUAUAUGUGUGUGUGUGUGUGUGUGUGUGUGUGUGUGUGUGUGUGUGUGUGUGUGUGUGUGUGUGUGUGUGUAUAUGAGUGUAUAGUAUGUGUGUAUAUGAGUGUAUAGUAUGUGUGUAUAUGAGUGUAUAGUAUGUGUGUAUGUGUGUGAGGACGUGUGUAUAUGAGUGUUUAGUAUGUGUGUAUAUGAGUGUAUAGUAUGUGUGUAUAUGAGUGUAUGGUAUGUGUGUAUAUGAGUGUAUAGUAUGUGUGUAUAUGAGUGUAUAGUAUGUGUGUAUAUGAGUGUAUGGUAUGUGUGUAUAUGAGUGUAUAGUAUGUGUGUAUGUGUGUGAGGAUGUGUGUAUAUGAGUGUUUAGUAUGUAAUGGGAAAUGCAGGCGGUGUGAUGUGAAAAACAGUCCCUCUCUCCCUGUAGGCCGGUUGAUGUCUAAUGAAGUGAACACAGGACACAGACUGUGACGCUCCAGCCUUACACCCCC